AUGCUAAAGUCUGUUGUCCGUGCGGUAGGAGCGGCGGUGCGCCUCUCCACAGCCACCACGUCCACAGCCCGGGCUCUGCCGCUCACCAGCCCGACGUUGUGCGCUCCGAGCUCGGCAACAGCCCGGCCCUUCACCCGGUCCCUCUGGAUGAUGAAUAAUAACGGAGCCUCUUCAGGAUACAGGACAAAACUGUUCAGCUCAAAAGUGUUGAGUCCGUCAGUGUCGUGUGGCUGUGGAGGUUUGCACACAGAAGGUGACAAAGCAUUUGGUGAUUUCCUGUCUGAUGAAAUCAAAGAGGAGAGGAAGAUCCAGAAGAGUACAUCACUUCCUAAAAUGUCUGGAGGAUGGGAGCUUGAGAUGAACGGCACAGAGGUCAAGCUCAUCAAGAGUGUGUCUGGAGAAAAAAUCACUGUCACAUUCAACGUCAAUAACAGCAUUCCUCCAAGCUUUGACGAGGAGGCAGAUCAAGCACAGCAGAAGCCAGCGGAGGAUGAGCCAGAAAUUGUGUCAACACCCAAUUUUGUUGUUGAAGUAACGAAACAGGCUGCAAAACAUUCCCUGGUAUUCGACUGCCAUUAUCCUGAAGAUGAGAUCAGUCAUGGUGAAGGAGAAGAGGAGAGUGACAUCUUUGCCAUUCGCGAGGUCAGUUUCCAGCCUGAGGGAGAUUCAGAGUGGAAGGAGACCAGCUACACACUCAAUACAGACUCUCUGGACUGGGCCCUGUAUGACCACCUAAUGGACUUCCUGGCUGACCGGGGGGUUGACAACACAUUCGCUGACGAGCUGAUGGAGCUGAGCACCGCCAUCGAGCAUCAGGAGUACAUCAGGUUCCUGGAAGACCUCAGUAGUUUUGUCAAAUGCAAAUAAUUUAUUGAUGGAAUUCCAGUUAGAGUUCGUGUUUCUUCAACAUACAUGUUGGCUAAGUUGGAGGUAUUAUUACCUUUUAAAAAAAGCAAAUAUUAAGGCACAGACUGAAACACCGACGUUUGACACUCUAAAGAGACUGAUGGAUGAUGACUUGUGUCAGUGACAAACCUGUUUGCUAGCAGUUAUCAUGUUGAUACAUGAAUGGAAAUGUAUUCUCUGUGUUUAUGUCUGUAUUUUUCUGUAACUUAAUUUACAUUAAUAUAUGAAGGUCAUAUAGAACGCAUUCAUCAUGACAGGAUGUUCAGAAACCAUCUGGAAAGAUAUUCAGUCUCCAAUCUUGGUUCAAGUCUUACUUCUGCUUUGUUUGGCUUGACGAGGGGGUUCAUGUUCAUAAAUAUUAAUUGCACUGUGUUAGACCAUUGGAAUAGCACUUGGAUUUUGAAAUUGGCUGGUAUACAUAUUUGAUGGUUCAGCGUGCUCACACAACCAGAAGUCUGUCCAAUAAAAACUGUUUGAUAUUAA
This is a messenger RNA of Myripristis murdjan (pinecone soldierfish), 1389 nucleotides long. RefSeq names its product complement component 1, q subcomponent binding protein (gene c1qbp). The transcript has 6 exons. NCBI's taxonomy places the organism in Eukaryota, Metazoa, Chordata, Actinopteri, Holocentriformes, Holocentridae. The coding region runs from base 1 to 867 and encodes 288 amino acids. The record is from RefSeq and is a predicted model, not a curated record. Gene Ontology annotation, biological process: cytosolic ribosome assembly. Gene Ontology annotation, cellular component: mitochondrial matrix.